AUGGCUAAAGAUAGGUUUGGUGUUAACGACGACUGGCGGGUAAUGUAGCCUUCCCUGCUUACCUUUGUGAAAGAUGCGCCUUCUAAGCAGCUUUCAAAACGGCGAUAGUGACUCCUUUAAGGCUGUCUGGGAAGGAUACUGUGUUACGGAUUCUGUUCAGCAAGCGACAGUCAGACCGCUGGAGUUUUAUCUGUCGCUUUAUUUUAUAGCAAAGAACUGGGACUUUGAUACUGAGGUAGCCCUUUACUUACUUUCACCUCUUAAAGGAAAAACGAAAGCAGCGGCUGAAUGAAUUCCGGAUUUUUUUAGAGACGAAAGGCGAACUUUUGAGUCAGAUCUCGGAAUUUCUUCCGUUUUAUGCGUUUCCCUAUGUCGUCAAUCCCAAGAAUCAUCCAGUGUACCGCGAACUUUUUGGGGCCGAGUGGGCAGCUGACCUUAAAAAGAAACUGUCAGCCUUUCUGGAGACAAUAGACGGCGAAGAGCAACCUCUUCCGAAGAUACUUUUUCUUCAAGAGCCUGAUGAUAUGCAUAAGAGCGUUCAACUGAAACAGUUGCAGGUGCUUUUGUGAUCCUGAAAUAUACUGAAGCCCGUUCUGCGUUUGCACCAGCCUAUGCUGAAAAAUCAUGCAUCCAUGUGUUUUGUGAAAUGACGAGUAAUGAGUUAUUUGACGUGUUUUUCCUUUGAGUCACUUGCGAGUUUUGUGUAAAAGAGCCUUAAAAUAGUGAAUGUAUGAUAACAAUUGCGAGUAUCAGUUUCCUCUUAUUUUCGUGUAUAAAUACUUCAUGCAGCACCACGCAAUUUGUAAGAAUAUUCCUAUGGUGGUUGAGUAAGCUAGAGAUUGUACUACGAAGGCGAUUUGUUGAAAGUUUGAGACAAAACUGAUUUGGACCGGAUCAUCCACUGGAGGCGUCUGAAUGUAUUGCUCAUAAUUAUUCGAUCACUCUGAGAUCUUCUGCUUUUCCUCAUAAAUGUACUGCGUCCUUUGCGGAAUUUCAUUUCACGCUCUUGCAGCACGUACGUUGUGUCACUUCCCCUUUGUAGACUUCAGCCGCGAGUUAAAUUAUACUUUUGUCAUAAGUGAGAGUUUAUCUCCACUUAUCUUUUUCACUUUGUAUUUAGAACAGACUGGUUGAUGCAGAGAAACGCGCAUCUCAAGCACACCAACGAUUUUCUAAAAUUCAAAAUGAUUAUCAAAGCCUUCUCGGUAUUACUACUGACUUAGUGGACACACUUGAAGCCGCUUUACGGGGAGAACAAAUCCAGGGAGACGUUUUGCAACAAAUUUGCUCUCGACUUGUCGCAACACAACGGGGUACUGCAAUCUGGCCCGCAGACAGCUAUGAUGAAAAUGGAGCUUUUAAUGGAACUUCCGCAUCUACUAAUGAAGGCGAUUUAUUUAGCUAUGGCGCCACUUUGCGCCAGUCUUUACGAUACGGAACGUCAAAUUCUCAUACCCCAAAAAUCGGGACCGGUGAAGGCAGGUUCGUAA
Spirometra erinaceieuropaei is the source of this 1490-nucleotide messenger RNA. NCBI's taxonomy places the organism in Eukaryota, Metazoa, Platyhelminthes, Cestoda, Diphyllobothriidea, Diphyllobothriidae. The record is from the annotation of a GenBank genome assembly.